GUUUGUGAAAGUUACCAUACCUCCCUUUGCUGUUUAUUUAUAACACUCUGUUUUAAUUAUUUUAAGCAAUCUGGCAGUAGCUAUUGGAGGAUUUAACAAGAACCGAUUGAAGAAGUUUUCCAGUUUAAAAAAAAAGAUCAAAUUUCAGGGUUUCCCAUUAUAGUUUGAAAACCAAAUCUGGUGCUGUGGCUGACUGUUGUGGGUGAUGUCAGACCAGGAAGUAAAGGCAAAAAACACAUGGCAACUGUGGGGUAAAUAUGAGAUGCUACAUCGCUCUCAAUUUAUUAAACAAUAAUACACUUUAAAUAAACACAAAACAAAAGGGCACAUUGGCCAAAGUAAACAAACACUAACAGAACACAAAACAAAUGAAAACGAGUACCCUUCAGGAAAGUGAGUAGGCAGGUAGGGUUUGUAGGAUAGAAUUGUAUUUCCAGUCUAUCUCCAGACAGACACAUCUGUUCUCCACCCCCCUGCAAAAGCCGCAGGUCUCCAUUUAAAUGCGACCAUCUCCAAAUUAACAACAAUCGAUCAAUCCGGAGAUGGUCGCAUUCCACACGGGUUUAAAUUAGUCUGCAUGACUGAUUCAAUAGUUACUUAGCUGACAGUCGCACAUUCUAACGAGAGGUACAACCAAACAAACAAUACAAAUGGCGGCGACUUUUCGUCCACACCGCGAAUAAUAACAAUACAGGCUUUCUGCCGUCAUAUAUAAUACAAUAAAUUAUAAUAAAUAACGCACAAAUAUACAUAGGGGGAGGGGCUCCCUGUGAAAGGUGCCAUAUCAAAGGCAUACUUUACAGGAUGAAUGUUUAAAAGGUUGACAUGCUCAUGAUAAUUACUGUUUUCCCAAGGGUUGCAUAGGCAUGGAGACCAAUACAGUAUGCUCCCUCACAUCCUAAAAGGGUGCCCCCUCCAGGACAGGUCUGAAGCUUGCAAACAGAACAAUGUAGUGAUGCUCACAUUGGCAUUGUGUGCGAUUUGGUUAAAACAGAAAAGACAAUCUCUAUUACUGUCAAUCCUGGGCCUACCACAAGCACCAGUUAUUAAGAGAAAUAUAUUUAUAAUACAUGUUUUAUUUGCAGAACAGACUGAGCUACUGUUUGUAUCAAUGAAUGGAUUUUGGAUUUUCUUCAAAUUAAACAGUGUAAAUAGGAUUUAGAUAGGGCCUCAUGGUGAAAAUGGAGCAAGCUUUGAAAGACAGUGACUGCAGUGUUUAGAACUCCUCUGAGAGGGGUAGCGUCAUGUUUUUAAUUAAAUGUAAAUAGACAUUAAGAUACCAUAUAAAUUAAAUCAGUACAACCUAUACAAGGAUGUGCUAGCAAUUAUCAAAAAAAAAACCCAGCAGGCGUGAAAUACUGGAUAAAAAUGCAAAAGUAGUAGUUAAAGAUGCUGGGACACGCAGAAUGAUGCAUGGAUAGUCAUUCAAGAAGUAUAGCACAGCAGUUUAUCAGAGGUUAAAUUAUGCUGGUCCACCUGGCUGGGGAGUAUAGUGUCAGACCUGGCACCUAAUUUAGCUCAUGUGGGGGACUAGGGUAGAGUAAAUAGCUGAUUCAGCAGGAAGAAGCUCAAUGGAGACUGAUUGGAGUAGAGUAAAUAUUACAGGUGUCUGUUUUAAUGAUCUAAACUGUAGCAGGUCUAAUUACUGCUUCCAUUUAACUCCUUCUGCUGUUUUCCCACAGGUAUGAUUUAUAGCUCUCAUUAUUAACAUCACUAAAUACAACCAUACAGCAAAAUAAAGAGGUCUGUGACCUGACAUAUGAAGUUGAAUGGCUUACAUUGCAGCACAGUGGGAGAUAGUGUUAUAUGUUACUUACUGGAUAUUGUGUUAACCUUUAAUCAUAUUUACUAUUAAUGUAUCCUUAAAAAAGUGCAAUAGUUUAGUACAAGGCUGCAACCAACAUACAAGCAAACAAAUAGUUAUUGUAUCAUUCACAUCAAUUAUACAUACAGUAGUAUAACUGUUCAAUUUCACAAUGGACUAUAGCUGACAUAAUAGUAACUUGUCAGUGUCAAGUUAGCAGAUCAAUUUGAAGUAAUACAGUUGUCUAAAUCUACCAAAAAGAACCUCCAAGUUGGGUCCUUCUCUACAGUAAAUGGUGCCAUGUGUGCGAAUAUUACAGCAGAGGUCAAUAACAUUCCCAGCAGAAAUCAUGAGAACCUUUUAGAUUCCACCCUGUUCAUCUUUCCUUCCCACCACAUGCGUGUAGAAGGAAAUAUUGGACUUUGAUGACACACCUAGUAUUAUCUAUAUCCUAUGCAGUCUUUGUCAUGUUUAAGGAGUUUUAACCUGUGGUAUAAUUCAGUACCUGUAAUGACACAAUAAAAUAUAAGGUCAUGUACAAUAAAAUAAUUGGCAAUGACAUUUAUGGAACUUUAUGAUUCAUUCCUUGAAGUUUAAACAAUGACAUUCAUUCCGUCACAUUUCUGUGGAUGAACUCAUAAAAAAGAAGUUAACUGCUUUUUUAAUUGUCUUCAACAGUUUAAAAGGCUGGGAACAGAAGGAAGAGUCACAACUUCCAUCUUUCCACUCAUAUCUGAUAACUUCAGCCUGCAAGCCAGUGAAGAAUUAUUAUCAUUAUUAUUAUUUUUUUUACAGCAAAAAUGAUCUGCUCCGUAAAUGCCACAGUGUGCAAUGGAAUGUCUUGCUUGGUGCCAAGCAGUAAUUAUAAUGAGAUUCUGAGCUUGGCUUUAAGUACUGUGUUAACAGUUCUGCUGGCCAUGGUGAUGUUCUCUAUGGGCUGUAAUGUGGAGGCAACAAAGCUUUGGGGACAUAUCAAGAGACCGUGGGGUAUCUUUGUAGGGUUCCUGUGCCAAUUUGGCAUUAUGCCUCUUGCAGCCUUUCUGUUGUCACUUGCCUUCCAAGUUCAGCCAAUUCAAGCAAUAGCAGUUAUGAUAAUGGGUUGCUGUCCUGGUGGAACAGGGUCUAACAUUAUUUCAUAUUGGGUGGAUGGAGAUAUGGAUCUCAGUGUAAGCAUGACAGCAUGUUCUACAAUUCUGGCAAUGGGGAUGAUGCCGUUAUGUCUUUUUAUCUACACUAAAAUGUGGACUGAUACAGAUGCAAUCCAAAUACCAUACGACAGCAUAGGUAUUACAUUAGUUACCCUCCUUAUUCCAGUCGGAUUAGGAAUUUAUGUGAAGCACAAGUGGCCAAAAAAGGCAAAGGCCAUACUUAAGGUUGGCUCUAUAGCUGGGGCAGUAUUGAUAGCAGGCAUAGCUGUAGUUGGAGGGGUGUUGUAUCAGUCUUCCUGGGUCAUUUCUCCUUCACUAUGGAUUAUUGGAGUAAUAUAUCCAGCUGUUGGAUUUGGUUUUGGAUUCCUUCUGGCAAGAUUAGUUGGACAGCCAUACUACAGAUGUCGUACCAUAGCCAUAGAGACUGGUUUCCAGAAUUCUCAGUUAUGUAGCACCAUUGUCCAGCUAUCCUUUAGUCCCGAAGAGUUGGAAGUGAUGUUCAGUUUCCCACUGAUCUAUAGUAUUUUCCAGAUGGUAUUUGCAGCUUUGAUAAUUGCUGGUUAUCGGAUUUACAAGAAACGUUGUUCCAGUGAUGAGGAUGAAGACUUGGAGAAAGAAAAAACACAGGAUGUAAUACCAUCAUCAUAUGCCAUAAAGAACGAAGGUUUUCAUAUUGAAGACAGUGCUGUAGAUGGCAAGCGCACUCAAUUGUGAAUCAAACUGAAGUAAACCAGUUCAUGCUGAUCCAGUUUACGCUGAUCCAGUUUACAAAUAAGUAUCUGGGCUGCACUUCUUUUACUUCAAAAACCUAUGUUCAAUUUGUUAUAUCAAAGCACUAUUGUAUUGUAUUGUGAUAUGAGAGACAAGUGAACUGGACAACGUGGGUCUGUUGGAACUGGGCUGGUGUUCAGCACCAAAUGUAGUGCAAUAAGGAAGUCAUAAUACACAGUAGGUAACUGUGGAUAUUCCAUUUAAACUUACUAUGCAUUGUUAUCCUGUUUUAAAUACCAUUAUACACAGCUGUAACAAUUAAUAUAUUCACACAAUUAUUGUUUUGAGAUUCAACUUUUAUUAGGGAGCUCCCCUAAAUCCCUUGUUUAGAAAGAUACAGGGUAGCCAAUUGCCAUGUGGGUGUGUGCAUUCGCUGCAGGAGAUAGAGACGGAGGCUGACGUUGAUACACCCCGCAGGCGAACAGGAUUUAUUUACAUAUCAACACAUGACACUACCAGCAAUGGCAGCGCACGGACAGUGUAUGUGAAUCUCUACAAUAUCCAAAAUAAUCUUCUCUGUUGAAUAAUAAAUUAAGGUUGCUGAAGAGGCUGGUCAUGGCGGAUAAAUGGCUAGGGCAGAUAUGUGACAGGCAGAUAGGUGACGGAUUACUGUAUUUAUUUUUGAAACUAUUACAGGAAGACCCUGGAACUUAAAUGAGCUAACCUCUCUCUCUCUCUAUAUAUAUAUAUAGUUUUUUUUACAGAUAUAAAUACACAUUGUUUCUACAAUAAUAAAUGAUAACA
Messenger RNA from Acipenser ruthenus (sterlet), 4467 nucleotides. RefSeq names its product solute carrier family 10 member 2 (gene slc10a2). Gene Ontology annotation, molecular function: bile acid:sodium symporter activity. NCBI's taxonomy places the organism in Eukaryota, Metazoa, Chordata, Actinopteri, Acipenseriformes, Acipenseridae. Gene Ontology annotation, biological process: bile acid and bile salt transport. The transcript is spliced from 6 exons. Bases 2605 to 3666 code for a protein of 353 amino acids. Gene Ontology annotation, cellular component: apical plasma membrane. The record is from RefSeq and is a predicted model, not a curated record.